AUGAUACUUAUUGGGGCGAUGUUUGUGAUUAUGUACUCCGAUGUCAAUCGUUUACCAUCAACCCCAUAUGUUUUGGCUCGUAUUGCGUCCAUGUUAAGUACAAAUGGCGACUGUGAGAUUUGUGGAGAUGUCCUUCGCACAUUAGAUUCUUUUCAGUACGCAUUGUCUACACCACUUCUUCGAGCAACGGAGGGUUAUGAUAAACCCCAGAGUGCAUUUCUGCGUGCAUGUGAGGAAAACCCGAGCAGUUUUGGUUGUGAUACCGCAUUGGAUAGAAAUAGAGCGGAGAAAAUAAAAAGAGUCGCUGUGGUAAUCUCGCGGGUGGAGCAGUACUUCGCAUCGCAAGAACCCCGCGGAGCCGCAUUACUUCAUCGUCGAUAUGAUGAAUUUGUGGAAUAUCUUCUUGCAGAAAAAGAACAGGAGGAGUGUACAACAUGUAUUGCAGAUGAUGGACUAUCACCACGAUUAGUAACCAAUCCACUUACAGAAUCAUUUCUUGGUAAUAUGUGGUUUCAUUUUUUUCCUAUAAAUGAACGACAUCAGGCAUUUUGUUGGCAACAUUGUGAAGGAUCUCUUGCUAUUGGAGAUAGAUUUCGUUUAUGGUUACUACGCUUUUACGUCACUUAUGCUGUGCGAUUUCGAUUAAUGGCAUUACAACGGGAGUAUGGAACCAUUGUAUGUGUACUAUUACAAUUUACAUUACUACUUGCAGUUUUACAAACAUAUGUUGGAGAAGAAAGAGCAACCACACCUGGAUCUGGAGGAGGAGGAGGAGGAAAGAAUAAUAAUAAUAAUAGUGGUGUUGGUAAUAAUAGUAAUAGUGGUGGGAAUGGUGGUGGUAGUUUAAAUGCGGUGGGGAAUGGCCACACGGAAGUAAGUGCGGCUGUUCCGGUCUCGGCAAGGGCAGGCGCACGCCGUAGUGUGUUGGCACGUGGUAAAGGGGGUGGUGGUAAAAGAGAUUAA
Molecule: messenger RNA, 963 nt
Organism: Trypanosoma theileri
Lineage: Eukaryota; Euglenozoa; Kinetoplastea; Trypanosomatida; Trypanosomatidae
Exons: 1
Coding region: 1-963 (320 amino acids)
Source: RefSeq, a predicted model, not a curated record